GUACGCAAUGAAAUAGAUGGGCUAUAGCGAAUAUAAAGUUGAGCCUGGGCGUAAAAGUUGGAGCUUUAAGGUAUCUGAUCACCUUUUAUGGGGAUAUAUCUACCGCACCCUCUAAAUAACCCCCCUACUUUCCUAUUGUAGAUCGAUCUCCCUUCAAGGGUCAUAUGUAUGCUCUGGCUGGCUGCAUUGGAUUAUUAUCUCAACUCCACGUUGGCUAUAUUACGCUUUUCAUAUCAACAUCAUACCAAUAAGUUCAUCCAAGAUGGCCAAGAAACAAAAGAGUCCCCUCAAGAUUUUCAGGUUUUUACGCAGCAAGUGGCAGUACGCUGUGAUUAACCCCGAAGAUAUAUAUACAUGUGACGAUAAAGGGGACGAGAAGGCUUUGUCCUCGGGUUAUAUGGAUUUCCCUUUCGACUUCGAGAGCUGUCGGGGUUGGGCUGGUAAUUUUCCUUGUGUCUUCGGGUCUACCGAGGGAUGCUCUUCCCAUAACCCACACAAGCUACCAAUCGCGUAUAACAAAUGCGUUCCAUCUGACAGGAAGCCCCUGGGUUUUGUCCUGCGGCUCACUGGGUCGCCUAAGCAAGAUGUGGUGGGAUACGAUAAGGCUCAGGACGACGAACGGAUAUGGUCUUUAUUACAUCUAGACCACUCCACUGCUGAUCCGCUAGAUCCUAUCCACCCUUCCAUCCGCUAUGCUUUGGCAUACUAUCAUAUCCACUGGGUUCAGACCGCGACAUCACUCGAGACGCAAAGGGCAAGAACCAAUGCCUUAGCGUGUCACGGAACCGUGGCCGGGAAUGGGAACACGCGGCCCGAGUUUCGGUAUUGGAUCCAACCUUACUGGUACAAGGACUCCUUUUAUAUUCAGCAAGCGAUCCGAUUUACCAUCGAACCGAAGAAACGGAAGUUUCUGUUCGGACACGAGUAUGCCAUACUGGGAUAUUCUCCGAAGGAUUGGACGUUCAGGACUUGUCCGCACUACCGGCAGCGCUUCCAACAAUAUGAGUUCCAAGAGACGCGAGGACUUAUAAAAGCGGGCAUGACAUAUGUAUCGAAGUGGCGCGACCCUUUAGGAGGCUCCGAUAGGAAAUGGACCAAGUGGCACAGCGUAUAUGGUCCUGGCUACCAUGUUCUCAACUGUCAGUUUUGCUGCACUGAUACUUGCGUGGACAUAGACCUGGUUAAGGACAAGAUCGUGGUCCAUAUAUGGGCAUGGAAAGAUCUCGGAAAAGCGCUCAGCCCAUUCGAUCCGAAGUGGAUCUCGGCCCUUCGCCCCGAGGCAUCCGUUUGGAGCCGGUCACGGACUGAGGCAGCUGGCAAUAAAGUGCGGAACGCAGUUCGUGAAGCAAUGCGUGAAGAAUCUGGGUAGCUGGUCUGAGUUGUCUGAGUUGUCUGAUUACCUACCUAUGUUAUGAAUAUGGAAUAAUGUAAGGAAUUAGUAUUUUUGAGGAAAUUGACUGUUACAAAUACUUGGGAUUAUAAAGCAUAGUAGCCUGUAUCAUGACAUAACUAGCUUAUUAACUACCUAACUACCUAACCUAAAGGAAGGAAGGAAGGAAGGAAGUUUAUACCAAGGAAUAUUGCUGACAUGCUGGGGUAGCUUCCUUCUCAUUCUUCGAG
Messenger RNA from Daldinia decipiens, 1620 nucleotides. RefSeq lists its product as uncharacterized. The coding region runs from base 263 to 1369 and encodes 368 amino acids. The record is from RefSeq and is a predicted model, not a curated record. Lineage: Eukaryota; Fungi; Ascomycota; Sordariomycetes; Xylariales; Hypoxylaceae. The transcript has a single exon.